This is a messenger RNA of Rubroshorea leprosula, 1634 nucleotides long. The record is from the annotation of a GenBank genome assembly. NCBI's taxonomy places the organism in Eukaryota, Viridiplantae, Streptophyta, Magnoliopsida, Malvales, Dipterocarpaceae.
AUUUCUCUCUCUUCAUUUCUCUGACCUAAUUCACUCCCUCUCUCCUAUCACCUCCACCAUUUUUCUUACCUCCAAAAAUAUCAUCCUUAGAUCGUUCCCUGGCAAGGAAUAAGGGUUUUUCUUUUCUCUGAUUUUUCCUUUGAGAGGGAGAAGGGUUUUUGUCCAUUCUUUUGAACCCAGAAAAGCAUGACUCCAGCUAAUUUGUCCGGGCAAUUUGGUGAUACCACCUACACUAAGGUGUUUGUUGGGGGAUUAGCAUGGGAGACCCAGAAAGAGACUAUGAAGAAGUACUUUGAGCAGUUUGGUGAGAUCUUGGAGGCUGUUGUCAUCACUGAUAAGGUCACCGGAAGAUCUAAGGGCUAUGGAUUUGUAACUUUUCGUGAACCGGAGGCAGCCAUGAGAGCUUGUGUUGAUCCGGCUCCUGUGAUCGACGGGAGGAGGGCUAAUUGUAACCUUGCUUCGAUGGGUGUUCAAAGAUCCAAACCCUCAACUCCAAAGCAUGGAGGAGCAGGGAGGAACUUUAGGGUAAUGAGCUCCUUUCAGACAGGGUUUGGAGGCGGAGUGGGAACAGCUUUUGCUUCAGCUGCAACCUUCCCUCAUUAUGCCAUCCAACAAGGGAUUCCUUAUAAUGUUUAUGGGUACUCUUCAUACUCGCCGGAUUACACAUACCCAACGAGUUACUACAGUGUGUAUGGAGGGGCCGCUGCUCAGUACCCUGUGUAUGGCACUGGUCUAGGUGGAUUGAUGACUGGUGCAGCCACUGCAUUCUAUCCGUACCUCCAGUUCGGAGAAGGGAGCGGAGGAGCCACCACGGCCAGCUUUACUUCCGGGCAGGGAUACGGCGUCCAGUAUCCCGCCCACUUGUUUCAGUACCCUGCCAUUAACUCCACUGGGAAUUAUCCUCAGAACUAUGGUGCACCCAUGUCUCUUGCAACAACACCAGCCUUGCAAUCAGUGUGUUUUGCUGUGCCGCAGGCGUGACGAUGGCUCUUCACGCUCCCCCAAUUCCUCAUCGCUAAGAGAGACUCAAAUCCAAAGCUAGAUUUCCCUACAUUUCUUCAGCUGCUGCACCUCAAGUCUCAACAAAAACCUUUGGCCUAACCAUGGUUCUCUUUCUCUCUUCAAAUCUCUUUUCUAACUCAAAGAAGCCCACAUGAAUGGCAUCUGGGCCUUUUGCAGCCCUUCAUAGGGGCUGCAAGUCACCUCCAAAAUUGGAGAACUUCUCAUGCAUUUGCAUCUUGUCUCUUAAAAGGGUUUUCCUGGAUGAGAACCAAAGCAUUUGUAAUAUUUAAAAACCCAUCUUCAGCUGUUGGUUAAGCUAAGUUACUGGCCUUGGAAAAGGCUAGGUGAAAAAAAAAGCCUUUUUGGUAAGUUUUAGCCUAGGAAAGGCUAAUAAAGCUGAAAAUGGUUUGCCCAAAAAUGUAAAUUUUCAACAACAUCAAAGGCAAGCAAAAUGGCUAAGAUAAUUCCUCCAACUUUGGCUAAUCACUUCUCUGGAUAAUGAGUCAGUUUUUAGAAAAAAAUCAAGGGCAAUGGAUUUGUCCCACAAGUUCUUUUUUGCGCAUUGACAUGUAGUCUUAGGAUUUUAGAACUAGGACCAUGUAGUCAUGUUACCAUAAAAUGCUUUCUUCCUU